AUGAGUUUACAUAAUUCGAGGGGAAAUUCCUUUAAAGGGAUUCCCAAAAAACCUAAAAUCGAGAAAGUCGCUCUGAUUAACAAAAGCCACUUAAAAUUACAAGACAAUUUCAGUGCUUAUGAGUCUAAAUUAACUACUAGCCGAAUUAAGGGGAAACCUUUUAACCCUGAUUUAUACUCAUUAAAAAUUGACUUUGCCUCUGAAGAGUUCGGCACUAAGAUUAUCGCUCAUUCCAAGACCUUAUCAAAAGUAUCCAAGAUUUUGGAAGAUGAUUCGUGUUCAUAUAUGCUUACACCUUGUAAUACUUCGGACUGGUUUGUUUUGUCUUUCCCCGAGAGUAUUUUGAUCCAGGAAAUAUCAUUUCUAUCUUUCGAAUACUAUUCAUCAUUAUACAAGAAAAUUAGAAUCUCAAUUACAAGUUCUUAUCCUAGUGGGAAAUGGCUUACCUUAGGUGAAUUGGAAACCGACCCUUCCAGAAAUGAGAUUUUCGACCUUUCGGUCGUCUGUAACACUGAUAAAAAUGAUUGUUGGGGUAAAUACUUGAAGGUUGAACUCCUAGAUUACCACAAACUCGAGUUAAACUACUAUUGCUCAAUUACUAAGAUGAUGGUCUUUGGAAUAACCGCUGUAGAGUAUUUGGAAACUGAAAUCUCUGACGACAGUUCUCUUUACAAUACAUUCAUUCAGCCAAAUGGUACUGGAUAUCCCCCAAUCACUCAUGAUACUAAUACUGUGGAUGAAAGUUCUGUUGUCUCGAGUAAACACUUGACUGGUAUGGUUACUAAAGGUAGUGAUGUGGAUAGCAUUGUGGUUACUAGUAAAAAUGAACCCCCAGUUGAUAAAGAAGUUUGUGAAUUGAAUGUGUUUGAUGAAUCUCCGAUAAAGAAAUUGUCAGAUUUAAAGUGUUUUGGAAAGAGUUCCGAAGUGUUGAACCCAACCUUUGUGUAUGAUAUAAAGAAUGUUAUUGUGAAAUCAUUUUACAAAUUCCUAAUGCGACUAGCACUGAGAAAAGAUGAUAAUUUUCAUAAUAAAAAGCUAAUUUACAGAGUAUUGAAGAUUGGGAAAAUUAAAAAGUAUUGCGGUACAAAUUUCCUUUUCCAGUUCGACUGUAACAGGUUCAUCACACACUUACUUUUGGAAAAGUACUCUGUAUAUUAUUCUAACAUUUUGGAUCGAAUUAAACUCCCUUCAAGACAUCUCUGGCAUGUUAUAAGUAGGAUAAUGAAUGAUGUGGGAAUUAAAGAGGUACCAAUUUUGGUAUGUACAGAGUCGAUUGGUUUCAUUUCCAAAUUCAAGUGCUAUUUCUACUUUAACCUGAAAUCAUUUUCUACUCUUCUUUUUACUCAAUUUACUGAGGGUUACAGAAUUCACACAAUUAACUCUAGAAAUUCUAGAUUAAAUCACAAUUUGCUGAGUAAACUAUAUUUCUUUUAUGUUGACAAUAAAAUUACUGUCAUGACAGCUCCCAAAUUUAGAGGAUUAACAGUAGAUGACGAGAGUUUAGUCAAAAGAUACGACUACAAGGUUAAGGAUAAGUAUAUAUCAACUGUCACUGUAAUAAAUAAUAAGUUGUAUGUUAAUAUGUCAUCCAGUUAUUCCACUCAUUUUCCCUUUGAUAUAGACCCACCAGAUCCCAAACUUGAUAAUGAACUAAUCAAGGCAAAUACUUCCUUGUAUAAAGAUAAUCUAAAUAGAUUAAACAUGUCAAAAAGGUUCGAUCAAAAGGUCAAAUUUCAUGAAAAGGAAAAGUUUAAACAUCAUAAUUAUUACCAAGAUGAAAACACAAAGUCUACAGAUUCUAAAACACAUAAACAUGUACUUUUAAAAUUAUCCGAACGUAUAAAAUCUCUCGAAUUCCUAACCAAUAAACUUUCCAAUAAAAUUUAUCAACUUGAAAAUCUACUCAACUUUUACAUUAAAAGACAAUUUUAUUACAAUCAACAUGUGGAAUUGGAACGUGAACUGAAUGAUGAGUUUGAAGUAAUAUUAAAAGUAUUGGAUAUAAAGAAAUAUAAAUUGGUUGUACGAGAUAUUUCGAGUCUUAGAAAUGCAUUAAGGAAAACUGAAUACUAUUAUAAAAGAAUAAAACAAUAUAAUGAAUAUGAGACAAGUUAUUUGUACAUUAAAACCCGUGAUCUUUUACGUUUAAAAAAAAGUUUAUGUAAAUUAACAAAUUGCACUUCUGAAAGGAAAUCAUUUAAAAGAUGUUUAUUUCUAUGUAAAUUAAGCAAAUUUUAUAAACUCUUCAAUAAACGAAAGUUGGCCAAAUCUAUUGCAAAUUAUGGUUGUAAAUGUGUUCACAGUACUCAUUUCCAUAAUUUAUCUCUAGACCAAAGAGACGAAUGGUUGUAUAUGGACAGAAAUGACAAUUAUAAUGUUUUAUUAAUUUUAAAUGAUCUUGUUUGCUUUUUUAGGGAUAAAUUUUCUGGUUACUUUAAUUUUUAUUUUCUAUUCCUCCUGUACAUUUGUACACAAAUAUUUUGGAUUUGUAAAUUCAACUCACAUGAUAAAAAAAUCAGAAAAUUACUCAUUUUAAAAAAUAAUUAA
Theileria annulata is the source of this 2547-nucleotide messenger RNA. RefSeq lists its product as uncharacterized. Gene Ontology annotation, cellular component: membrane; cytoplasm. The transcript is spliced from 6 exons. Gene Ontology annotation, biological process: protein folding in endoplasmic reticulum. The record is from RefSeq and is a predicted model, not a curated record. The coding region runs from base 1 to 2547 and encodes 848 amino acids. Lineage: Eukaryota; Apicomplexa; Aconoidasida; Piroplasmida; Theileriidae.